This is a messenger RNA of Gasterosteus aculeatus aculeatus (three-spined stickleback), 2479 nucleotides long. The record is from RefSeq and is a predicted model, not a curated record. NCBI's taxonomy places the organism in Eukaryota, Metazoa, Chordata, Actinopteri, Perciformes, Gasterosteidae.
UAGAACUUGUGCGCGAUUAAAGGCCUUUGGGCCCUGGUUUCCCAUGAUGCAUCGCUUUAUUUUGUCUAGUCGCUCGGGGAGAUGAUAGCGGACUGACGCGGCCGCCCUCCCCUCUCACCAAGGCGAGCCGCAGAAAGCAUCCCCGACAUGCCGCACAGGGCAGGACGCGCUUAGCCGCGGAAGGCUCGUCUGUUCUCCGACAAUAUACAACCUUUUACGCGAUAUUUCGACGCCCGCGUAUUUUUAGCCAUAAGGCAAGGUGCCAUUUGGGUGGCCGAUCGUAAAGGUAGUAUGGCACGUACGACAGAGAAGGACAUAUAUUGAGACUAGCUCGUCUUCGGUUUUGGAACCUGGACAGCUCCUCCCUGGACAGCUGCAGUACACAACAUCUGCUGCAAGGACAGUCUCCGUGAUGGCAUAUCCUACCUCACUGCAUGAAGCAACAAGAGGUUGCAAUCCAGGCGUGUGUCCGAACAUUAUCAGCCAUGGCAUCAGCAAACGUUACACUGGAAAAUCAGCUGCACAGUGCACAGAAAAACCUGCUGUUCCUCCAGCAGGAUCACACCAACACAUUGAAGGGGCUACACGCGGAAAUUCGCAGAUUGCAACAGCAAUGCACAGAUCUGACAUAUGAGCUCACAGUGAGAAGCUCUGAUCCCUCAGGCAGCAGCGAAGUCCGCUGCAGGGAGCUGCAAAGGAGGUGUGAGGAGCUCGAGACCCAGCUCAAGAAGAAGGAGGAGGAGAACACAGAGCUGCUCAGGGACCUCGAGCAGAAGAACGCCAUGAUCUCCGUCCUCGAGAACACCAUCAAGGAGCGAGAGAAGAAGUACCUGGAGGAGCUAAAGAUGAAGAGCCACAAGCUGGCUGUUUUGUCCGGGGAGUUGGAGCAGAGAGCGAGCACCAUCGCUUACCUAACCGCACAGCUUCACGCCACCAAGAAGAAGCUGCUGGCCGGCAGUUCGUCCGAGGCCAGCCCCAACGUCAGUCCAGUCACCUCAUACAAACCCACGCCUCCACCCGCCAAGGACCGGCAGCCUGAAACCCCGCGGCGACGCAUGAAGAAGAGCCUUUCCCAGCCACUUCACCCGGAGUUGACUGAGGUGUAUCGGCUCGGCCCCGACGGUAGGCGAUUGGUUCUGCGGGAGACGGUGGACGCCAUGCCCGACCCGACGCCCUUCCUGCAGGCCGGGAGAGAGUCUCCCGAACCGCAGGUGGUGCGAGAACGGCCCGCCGUCAUCCCUCCCAUCGCCUCCGAGCGCUCCUCUGUCGCUGCCCUGGGUGCGACGGCCAGCCCCCGGCACAGCCCCCGGCACAGCCCCGCUCGGGACCGCCAGCACAGGGCUCACGUAGGCGUGGCUCACCGCAUUCCACACGGCACCGCCCCCCUGGCCCCGCCGCAGGCGGAGCUGGAGACGCUGGCUGUCGACCAGGUCAACGAGGGCAAAGUUGUGCGGAAGCGCUCGGGAACCGACAGAACAGUUUAACACUGCAAUGCUAACGUGCGCGCACACACAUACACACACACACACAUCUAGUCUUAACACACUGAAUGAGCGGGAGGGAGCCUGAAACCACUGUGUAGCCUGCUUUUUGCGCAACACUGCAGUAUGAAAAAUGUAAAGAAAUUUUAAUUUUGUUCAUGGUAUUCGAUAAAGACUUUCUUAAUAUGCAUUAGAAAAUGAGUACUAUAAAGCAUGCCAAAUGUUUCUUAUUUGCAACCAAUGAGCUCUAGUAUGAUACACAGCUUGACUUUUGCUUAGACUCUCUCUUCAUUCUGUGUAAUGUGAUGCAUACAACGAAUUCUCAGCCAAAUAUCUGCAUCAGUGCCUCCUCGACCGGAUCAACCAUACACAAGCUGUGUUGUGUAUUCGUGGCUCAUAGUUACCUUUACAUAUCUCUAUCUGCUCCCUCGUCUCAACUACAGUCUGGACGUACCAAUAAACUGCUGCAUAGGAUAGAACUGAAAUACUUAAACUAAUACUCCCCGAAUGUCUUUUAUCUGUGAUAGCAGUAUAAUAACAUUACUGUAUGUACGAGCUGCAUAAUGUGCAAUUGAGAUUUGCCGGUGAAGGGUGAUAAAGCUGUCAUUUUGAUUUCAUGUGUAAAUGUAAAGGAUGAAAGGUGAACGUGUAUUUGGGUGUGUAUGAGCGAGAGAGUGUUUUUCAGAGGGAGACACUGAAGGCCAUUGAUAGACGUUUUGGCUUAAACAAUAUCCACUGACGUUAUUUGUGAUACCAAGGCAUUUUUUUGUGAUAUUGUUAACUGUACUUUGUAAAGGCGAUACAUUUUAAUGAAUUCUUUUUUUUAUGUAUUGUUCAAUAGAGAACACAAAAACACCUCAGAUAUUGACCGUAGUCACUGCACCACCAACAUGACAGUAAUUAUAAUCACUUAAUAACCUGCUUUUCACACAAAUAUCACUUGUUCUUGAAGUAUACAAAUGAAUCUAUACAAUAAAGCAAUGCUUUUUUUUGCUUUG